Messenger RNA from Pollicipes pollicipes, 2358 nucleotides. Its product is annotated as solute carrier family 49 member A3. Gene Ontology annotation, molecular function: transmembrane transporter activity. The record is from RefSeq and is a predicted model, not a curated record. Gene Ontology annotation, cellular component: membrane. Gene Ontology annotation, biological process: transmembrane transport. Bases 22 to 1506 code for a protein of 494 amino acids. The transcript is spliced from 10 exons. Lineage: Eukaryota; Metazoa; Arthropoda; Thecostraca; Pollicipedomorpha; Pollicipedidae.
GCGCGGCUGGUCGGUAGCGUCAUGCCCGUGGGGGAGGGCGCCGCCCCGGUACCCGUGCAGCCGUACAGAGUGUACCGGCGACGCUGGCUCGUGCUGUUCGUGAUUGUCGUCACCCAGGUGUCCAACGGAGCGGCAUGGCUCUCAUUCUCGCCCGUGGCCAGCUACGCGGCCCACUACUACGACACGACGCUGGACAACAUCAACUGGCAGAUGACGCAGUUCAUGAUCGUGCAGCUGAUCGUCACGCCGUUCAUCAUGUGGGCCGUCGACCACUGGAGCUUCCGCUGGGUGGUGGUGAUCGGAGCGGUGCUGAACGGGCUCGGCAUGGCCGUCAAGGGCAUCAGCACCUGGGACCUGGUGACCCCGACCCACCUCAGAUACGCCCUCACCAUGGUCGGAUCGGUGGCGGCGGCCGUGGCCCAGCCCUUCACGCUGGUCAUCCCGACGCGGUACUCGCAGGCGUGGCAUCCGCAGGGCGAGCGGACCCUGAGCACUACACUCUCGUCGCUGGCCAACCCGAUCGGCUGCAUGCUCGGCAUCUCCGUCACGCCGCUCUACGUGACGAAGCCGGCUGACGUGCCACUCAUCAACACCAUCUGGGCCUUCCCGGCCAUCAUCGCUGCGCUGGCGGCCAUCUUCGGCGUCACCAUGUCACACCCGCCGACGCCGCCGAGCCCGAGCGCGGCCCACUGUCGGCGCGCCGAGCCGUUCUGGCGAACGAUGCGGACGCUGCUGACCAGCCGGCCGCUGCUCAUCCUGGCGUGCUGCUUCGGUCCGGCCAUCGGCGCCAUGAAUGGCGUGGCCACGCUGCUCGGGCAGAUGCUCUGCACCACUGGCUACUCGACCGGUUUUGUCGGUCUAUGCGGCGCUCUGUUGUUCGGAUGCGGCAUUCCCGGUGCCAUCUUACUGGGCCUGAUCGCCAUGAAGACAGGGAAGGCUGUAGAGACAGUCAAGAUCUCCUACUCAAUGACGGCUGUCUGCCUUAUCAUAUUUUGUCAGGCGGCGCGGUACCCGGACCUGCAGUGGCUGCUGGCGCUCUCCAUCGGUCUGGUCGGCCUGGUCGGCGUCGGCACGUACCCGCUAGCCAUCGAGCUCGGCGUCGAGGCCACGUAUCCCAUCGACCAGACCUACAGCAACUCACUCAUCUUCAUACCGGGCUCUCUGGUGGGGGCCGUGCUGGUGGUGCUCGGCACGGCCAUGGGCCGGCCCAUCUCGCCCGCAGCCCAGCUGAGAGAGGUCUGCACGGUAGAUGGCGCUGCCGGCGCCGUCCAGCCGCUCGACUACACCAACUACUACAUCCUGAUGACGUCACUGAUCUCGGUAUCAGCGGUCGGCUUCACGCUUCUGUUCGACACGCCGUACCACCGCUCGAACCGGGACGCGGCCGGGUCCCCCUCCGACACCGAGCCAGUCGUUGACGCCGACACCGACGCCGACGCCGACUCCGCUACCACCGCCGUCGCCGCCGCCGUCACCGACGGACCGACGGUCGUGGCUGUGACGUAGGCGGCGCACUGGCCUGGCAGCUGCGCCCGGACGUGCAGGCCAGCCGACAGGGGCCGGCUCCCGUGGCCGGCGGUGUGCGCCGCGCAGGCUCACGGACGCACCGAGCUGCGCGCUGGAGCGCGGCUGCUGUCAAAGCCACCAAGGCUUUGCCUUGAUUCGUGUCACGAAGCGUUCUUUGGACAGUAUACCCAGACGUGGAUGGGCGUGGUCGAAGCCCGUGGCGGGUCCGGGCGGUGCUGCGGGCGGUGCUGUGUACCUAGUGAAAUGAGACGGCUGGCUUCUUGGGAGGUAUUGUGUGCUCAUGUCGCCAGGCGGCGCGGAGUGUUCCAAAGAGCGUGGCCGGUCCAUGCAAGAUGCAUAAGGAUGGACUGCGACCGGCCGCGUCUACUCCUCGCACGAGACAAAGCAUGGUUCGAUGACGUCAUCAGAGUUUGCCUGCAUGGCCAUGAACGAUAGCUGUUCCCAUCAGGGACCAGCACCGCCAAUCAUAGCAUAGCACAAUUUGAACGUCAGAGCGAAAUAUUAGCACGAGGUCCUGUGGUCGAGUUCUAAAUGACGUUUGUUGGGUGGAGAUGCGUCAAUAGCGGACUAACGGCGCGGCUGGGGGUCGCGCCAAAUGGUGGACUCUGCAAAUGUGAAGUCAGUUAAGCAACGAAAGGAAACAUGUCCACAUGGACAAAAGGGGAAUGCAUCAACAUAUCAAAUGCGCUGCGAAGAACAACGUGAUAGUAACUUUUAUGACUGUUGAUGUCUAAGAACGCAUGCGCAACUACGGAGACAUACAUCAAAACAUUUACCAUGCCAAAGUGACGAAUGCCAGGUGCGUUGUGCAUAAUAAACAAGCAAUGCUCA